Tachysurus vachellii is the source of this 2261-nucleotide messenger RNA. RefSeq names its product E3 ubiquitin-protein ligase TRIM21-like. The record is from RefSeq and is a predicted model, not a curated record. The transcript is spliced from 7 exons. NCBI's taxonomy places the organism in Eukaryota, Metazoa, Chordata, Actinopteri, Siluriformes, Bagridae. Bases 233 to 1876 code for a protein of 547 amino acids. Gene Ontology annotation, molecular function: protein binding.
AGGAAAGGGUGUGUAUUGUAGGUAAAAUGAAACUAGGAUACUCUAGUAACACAUAUGAUGGUCAGAAUAACACCAUAGACAGCCAGUCAGAGACGUGUAAGGGAUCAGAACUUCACCAAGAUUACGUCAGGCAACACCACAGAUUACACCAGCCACCAGCCGAGAUUACGUCAGUCACCACCCCAGAUUACGCCAGUCAUCAGCCAAGAGCGUCACUCAGCACCAUCAUACCAUGACUGACUUCACUUCCCGCUCACCACUCUGCACUUCUACACAGAAUUCUCCUGAAGCCAUCAUGAAGUACCUCAAAUGUUCCAUUUGUAUGGAUGUCCUGAAGGAGCCUGUCACUACCAACUGUGGUCACACCUUCUGCAAGCCCUGCCUCAAUCGCCACAUGAGCACUAAUAACCGAGUCUGUCCAUUAUGUAAGAGUCAGCUGCCUGAAUUAAAGGUGAAUAUUGUCUUAAAAGAAAUCCUAAAGGAGAUCCAAAAACCCAUGGCACGAAGUCCAGAUGAGUUUACUGGACGACCGGGGGAGGUUCCCUGCGACGUCUGCAAUGAGGAUCUCAAGUAUAAAGCAGUAAAAUCCUGUUUGUUAUGUUUGCUGUCGUUUUGUAAAACACAUCUUAAGGGACAUACCAAUUUGCAUGCCAAAGGGCAUAAGAUGGUAGUACCAAUGAAUGACCUGAACCAAUGGGCAUGCUCUGUCCACGGCAUGCCUCUAGAGCUCUAUUUGGUCAGCGAGGGGAAGUUAAUCUGCAGUCGCUGUGUGCAAGGAGGAACAAAUGUGGUGUCUGUGGAAGAAGAAAGAGACAGAAAGAAGGCAGAGCUGGAGACUGUUAUAAACAGGAUUGAACAGGGAAGACAGCAGAGAAUGGAGAACGCGAAGAAGUUGGACAAGUCUGCAUCAAACUGCUUAAACCUAAUUGACCAGGAAACAAAGGAAAUUAAAAAAGUUUUCAGUGCCAUAAAGAAGGCAAUACAGAAGGCAGAGGAUAAGGCACUAAUGCCUUUAGAAGACCGAAAGAAGCAAGUGGAGCAGAGUGCAAUUGACCUGCAAUGUUAUUUGACUGAAAAUAUCAACGCUUUGAGAAAAACCAUCUCAGACCUACAAACACUGAGAAAUGAAGAAGACCCUGUUUUCUUUCUACAGCGUUAUCCCUCCACUACUGCUGUAGAUGAUGGCAGUGACUGGACUUCUGUUUCCUUGGAUACUGAUUUGAGCUUUGGCACAAUAAGGAGCUCAAUGGUGACCAUGAUGGACGAUAUUAAGGACGAGUUUGAAAAACUCUCCAGAAUUGAAAUUUCGAGGAUUAAGAAAUUUGGAGUGAACGUGACUCUGGAUCCCGACACAGCUAACAGGAAGCUCCAAAUUUCUCACAACAUGAUGCAGGUGCAAAGCUCUGAGGAGGAAAGGGAUGCACCCGAUUGCCCUGAGAGGUUCAAUACAUUCGGCAGCGUUUUGGGACAGAACCGGCUGACUGACUGCAGGGCAUUCUGGGUAGUAAAGGUUGAAAACAAACAAGGUUGGGAUAUUGGGGUGGCAAGAGAGGAGGCCAACAGGAAAGGGUUACUCUCCAUCAAACCAAGCAAAGGAUACUGGGUCAUUGUGCAUUAUAACGGCGACAGUUACGUAGCUCUGGAAGACAUUCCCAUUGUGCUGUCUCUUUCAAAUACACCCUGUAAAGUAGGAGUGUUCGUUGAUUAUAGCGAGAAGUUGGUCUCCUUUUAUAAUAUGGAAGCAGAAACUCAUAUUUACUCAUUUACUGACUGUGCGUUCGGAGAAGUAAUUAGACCUUACUUUAGCCCUCACAGUAACCAGGAGGAGCCGUUGGUUAUUUGUCCUGUAAAUCCCCAAAAUAAUAUCCUGAUUUAAUGGGGAAGGUGAUUUUUUGAGCAACUAUGAACUGCAAAAGCUAUCAUGUACCAUCAAUUUCAGAAUGAACUUUAAUUUCAUGUAAUAUUGUGAUUGUCCUGCCAUUAUUUAAACUUAAAUGCAAUCCAUCUGGAGUUCUAAGAUUUUAGAUUUUUUGACCUUUUCCUUAUUUUUUAUUGUAAAUUUGCAAAUAUGUAGCAGUGGAUCCCGAAUGUUUGCUGUUUUGUUAAGCAAUUGUAAAAAAAAAAAAUUUUAAAUAUUAAAUAAUUAAAAUUUAAAGCACAUUUAUUUGUAUAAAUCCAAAAGAGUGCAAGUUGCUACUAAACAGAAUGUUUUUUUCUUGGAAAUAUUUGUUCUAUAUUAAAUAUUUUUUAUUUAGGCUUCA